GCCCUUCCCACUUGCUCUCAUCUUGAUUGUUCCCAAAACCAGUCUUUCACCAUGUCACAAGCGAAGAAUCUCGAUCCAUACACUGCCAAAGCCGAAAAUCCCAACCUCACUCCUCAGGAAAAGAUCAAUGGCAUCCUUCACGAUAAAUCGUCACCAGGCUUGAACGAAAUCAUCCACAAUGUCCAGACGGCCAUGAUGACUACCAGGUCCAAAGAUGGUCAACUUCACUCUCGUGCAAUGAACCCAGCCUCUCGUCCCAGCGACACCGGCUUAGCGUUUGUGUUUUUGGCCAACAAUGUGUCCCACAAAUUUGAGGAACUCGAUAACGAUUCCCAUGUCAACGUUAGCUUUCUCGACCCUUCCACCUCCGCCUGGGUUUCUGUGUGUGGCAAGGCACGGGUUUCCAAUGAUCGCAACGAGAUCAAGAAGUACUGGACAUCUUCGACGUCUGCCUGGUUUGGGGACCUUAAGGACGGUGUUCACACCGGCGACGAGAAUGACCCCAGGAUUUCCUUAAUCGAGGUCGUUCCCGAUGAAAUCCGCUACUGGUAUGUCACCAAGGGAAAGAUUGGCCGGGCCAUUGAAAUCGGCGUUGGUGCUGCUACGGGGAAGACGGCUGCCCCUGGAGAGCUGCGAACCAUAACCAAAGGCGAGAUUCAGUUGGUCCAAGGCUUACACAAGAAUUAAGCUUCCGGCAUAUAUCGAUUCUUUGAAGUUUUCGCCUCUGUUCCAUCCGAAAUAAGAUAGCGGUGCAUGUACAACGUAUAUGGACAACAAGAAGUUAUACUGAAUGCAUUUUGGGCCCAUUUACCCA
Molecule: messenger RNA, 814 nt
Organism: Coprinopsis cinerea okayama7#130
Lineage: Eukaryota; Fungi; Basidiomycota; Agaricomycetes; Agaricales; Psathyrellaceae
Exons: 6
Coding region: 52-687 (211 amino acids)
Source: RefSeq, a predicted model, not a curated record